CACAGCAAAGAAAAUUAGUAUCUUCUGAUUAUUUUAUUUUUUUCUGGUUCAAAAGGACUUUAGACACCGAUAAGUAUUUGACGUUGAGCGCUGGAUUUACUGUCGCUGUCACAGUUUUAUUCGUUACCAGACUGUCUGCUUCAUUUACCCAGCAUGCCUCGCUUGUUGCCGUCUGGAGAGAAGGAGUGACUGUGUAGAAAAGAAUCAGCUAGCUCAAUUUGACAUCUAUGUGGUUGCUGUUACUAUGUGUUUAUUGUGGGUGAAGUAAGAGGAGGGGGGGGGAAAACAAUAUUUAAAGGAAGGUGAAAUAUCUUGUUGUCAACACCUAGCGAUGCCUCUCUUCACGACCAACCCCUUUGACCAAGAUGUUGAGAAAGCAACCAGUGAGAUGAACACAGCUGAAGACUGGGGCCUCAUUCUGGACAUAUGUGAUAAGAUAGGGCAGUCACGCACUGGGCCAAAAGAAUGUCUCCGCUCAAUAAUGAGAAGAGUGAACCACAAGGAUCCCCAUGUAGCCAUGCAGGCAUUGACUCUCCUGGGCGCUUGUGUUUCAAAUUGUGGUAAAAUCUUCCACUUGGAGGUUUGCUCUAGAGAGUUCGCCAGUGAAGUCAGUAACGUCUUAAAUAAGGGUCACCCAAAAGUGUGCGAAAAGCUGAAGGCGCUGAUGGUGGAGUGGGCAGAGGACUUCCGCAAUGAUCCACAGCUCAGCCUGAUCUCUGCGAUGAUCAAGAAUCUACGUGAGCAAGGGGUCACCUUCCCAGCUGUGGGCUCUCAGGCUGCAGAGCAAGCAAAAGCAAGCCCAGCAUUGGUGGCAAAGGAUCCCUCCACCACCACAAACAAAAAGGAGGAAGAAGAUCUGGCCAAAGCUAUCGAGCUGUCGCUAAAGGAGCAGCGGCAGCAACCGCAGACGUCCCUGUCGAGCCUUUACCCGAGCACGUCCAGCCUUCUCUCCACACACAAGUCCGACGGCAGAAAAGUCCGCGCCAUCUACGACUUCGAGGCUGCGGAGGACAAUGAGCUCACUUUUAAGUCCGGAGAAAUCAUUACCAUCCUGGACGACAGUGACCCCAACUGGUGGAAAGGGGAAACAUACCAGGGAGUCGGCUUGUUCCCUUCGAACUUUGUCACCGCCGAUCUCACUGCAGAACCUGAGAUGAUGAAGACAGAGAAGAAGACUGUACAGUUCAGCGAGGACAUCCAGGUGGAGACAAUAGAGCCUGAACAGGAGCCUGUGUAUAUAGACGAGGACAAAAUGGAUCAGCUGCUCCAGAUGAUUCAAAGUGCAGAUCCUACAGACAACCAGUCGGACAGCGUGGAGUUACUCCAGCUAGAAGGUGCAUGUAACCAAAUGGGACCUUUAAUUGACCAGAAGUUGGAGGACAUAGACAGGAAGCACUCUGAGCUGUCAGAGCUGAACGUAAAGGUGAUGGAAGCGUUGUCUCUAUACGCAAAGCUGAUGAAUGAAGAUCCAGUGUACGCCAUGUAUGCCAAGCUGCAGAGCCAGCAGUACUACAUGCAGCAGCCUGCCAGCGCGGCACAGCAGGUCUACCCCGGUCAGCCUGCGUCGGGCUCAUAUGCCAUGAGCGGCACCGGGGUGCAGGGCUACACGGUUCCUGUGGAGCAGCUCCCUGCUGGUGCUCCCAUACCGGGUCAUCCAGCUCCCGGUGACGUCCACAUGUACAUGGGCCAGCCACCGGUCUACGCCGCAGCGCCUGGUGCUAUGGCUCCAGCAGACAUUCAGUCCUACCCAAACCCCGCCAGUGCUGCACCGUGCACAGCUCCUGCGAACUACAGCGCCCCCUCUGGCACAAGCUUAGCGCCUCCCUCAGACGUCCCACAGGCCCCUUACUCAGAGAAAGCCUUGCUAUAGGCCCCCCAUCCUUCUCCUCCUUACAGAUAGGAUAAACAAACACACAUUGUCAACCCACAGUAAGAAGUAGUUCGUUGUUGUUCCCAUUAAGGAGGAGCAGCAGGUUUGAAAAUUUGAAUCGGAWCAGGCAAACACUGGCGUUUGGUGCACCUUGUGUUUUAUUUGGCAAAUAUACAUGUGAGAAUACAGUUACUUCUUUCUGCUGGUCAUGAGGUAUUCAUAAGGUUUUGAUUUGAGCUGACAAGUAUGUAAGUUUGAAGGUAURCGUAAUUAUUAUYWUUUUUKAUCAUCUUUGCACAUUUUUACCUCCUCAGCUGCUGUUAGUUGGACUGGUUUAUKUUUUGUUCAUGGUGUAAUUCUAAGCMCCUAAUUUAAACCCGGCCAGAAUGAAAUCCGCUUUUUAUGUACAAAAUCUGACAAUAAAUAAUUAAUUAAUGCUCGAUUUAAAGAUUUAUGGAAAUACAUUGUUACUUUUGUUUGUUUUUCAAAAUCUAUAAAAACCCAUUAAAAAGGGUCUUAUAGAGCUGUUUUUAAAUAAUUUUGCAAACAAAAAAAGACAUAAUUAGAAUUCUUAAUUUUCGAAUCUAUUCAAUUUCUAAAUAUAAUUGCAACUGUCSGAACAUGUAGACACAUCUUACACUUAGAGAAUAUGAUAGCUUAACAGUAAAAUCAAUAUAGGUGGAUCUGAAUAAAUUUGUUAUUCACAGAGUGAUACAUUUUAGACAUUUAUUUCAGUAAAUUUUGAUGAUUGUGGCUUAAAAAUUCAACAUGUCACAAAAUAUAUAACUUAAAAUUAAUUUAAAACAAAAAAAAAAGAAAAAUUGAAUACACCCAAAAUGCUGAAGGAACUUUGCUUCACUUGYCCUGUGUUCUCACUGUUGCUAUUUUCCCUUUUUCUGCUCCAGUUUUUCCUUCCACUAAACUUUCCACUCAAACUCUUUGAUGAGAAUUUGAGUGGAACAGUCAACUUUUUUAAAUUAUUGGUUUGUAUUCUCCUUGUGAAGAUUGACGAUGAGUGCUGGACAACUGUCAGUGUAGUGGUCUUCCUCAUGGUUAUAUUGCCYAUAACAUGGACAAAAUGUAACAUAAUUUUUCUUAGUUUAUUUUUAAGCCAUAAUCAUCCAAAUGAGCAGAAACAAACACCUAAAACAUAAUUUUGAGAUUCACCUGUGAUUAUUAGAACUUGUCCCGUAUUUCUCAACAAUGUGAGGUUUUUGKAAAGAAAACAAGUUUUUACCGAUUAGAGUAAACAAGUGUAACUGCACCUGCUGUAUAAAUUUAGAUGAUCCACAUAACGCGUGAAAUCCACAGCAGGUCUUUGACAACACUAGUAACAGGCCUACWUAUACAGACUKUAAAACACUAACACUGAGACACAUUCAGGGUGCCACGGUGAUCUCAUCCACUACAGCCGAUUUCAGCCCCGUUCUUGCCACRAAAAUAGUAUUUUUUUCUUCUUUUUUAUUUACAUCAAAACGCUAAGCUGAAAAUGUACCUGUAGUUCUCCUGCCUAUCUUUUACAAUUGUCCUCAACUUUAAGAAGUACUGAAAACUGAAGCCACUUUGAUUUCUGGAGGGAACGAAAACAAGGACAGCGGAAGCAUGCACAUGACAUUUGUAUAUACUGUAUUAAAAUGGACCCCGUGCGGUUGGCUGUAUGUUGGCACAGCUCUCCCAGACAUAAAACUAAAUUCUGCCGUUUUUGCAUGUACCUGGUGAAUUAAAGGUGUAUUAGCCAUCCCUACAUGCCCAUUUUCCUUUUCAAUCCAAGCAGCGUUGCCUCCUUUCUCAGAGGGUUGCAGUCCUCUGUGUCCAUCAGGGCUGUGCUAACAUGCGUGCACCACCAACUUGGCUACAACGGGGAAAAACUGAGCCCCACUGAUUUCUUCUCUUUUUUUUUUGUGAACACCUCGUUUGCCAUUGUUAUUUUGUAGUGCUUUCUAAUUUAUGUUUAAUUAUUAUGAUGAUAUUUUUAAUGAAGUAUUSCAGGAUGUAUGUAUUCAAAGAAUAGAGUGGAAUGUGCGAUAUUCUGCCUAACUUAGUUGUAUAUUUCAGACGAGAACCUGGGCGUUUCUCUUAUUGUACUGUAGGUUUAAUGGCGUCAUUCGAACUGACUGAACUCRAGCCCACAUGUGUUUCUGUGAUUUUUUUUUUUUUUUCUCCGACUUGAGGGACGUUUCAUCUGAUGAAGAGGCAUUAGUUGAAGAUGUUUAGUUGCUAACUCUCACCCAACAUUAGAUGAUGCAUUUAGUGUGUUCUAGUCCUGAAUAAUUUAUAUGACUUAUACAUGUAGCAGGUCUUUGAGAAAGAUGAUGGUUGGAAAAACAAAUUUUCAAUAAGCUAAUAAAAUGGAAAACUAAAGUUGUUUUGCGUUUUAUGUUUAACUAUGCUUUGUGAAGGAAAUUUGAAGUACGAAUGCUGAAGUAAACUUUAGAGUAGGGACAAGUUUCUAUACUCUGGACAAACUUUUCUGAUUUCAUUUUCUCCUUGGAUAUCUUGUUUCAAAUGUGUAAAUGUCUUGCCAUCCAUGUGCCACCUUAAGAAUGCAAAACAACUUUUAAUUUAGACUUGGUACUCAGACUCCAUUUUGGAGAAUUUUAUUUAAAUAUUAAUGUAGUCGAGGCAAACUAAAUGAGUCAAAUCGGCCGUGUUCAACCAUAGMAGCUAUUCUGGGACCAGGAGAGAAGGAGCCACUUUGUUGUCGUACGUCAUCCGAACGAAGCAUUUCAUUGCACCGCAGCGUUGGACUGCAGCCCCGAUGUAACUUUUCAUUUUUUUUUAUUUUUUUUUGUACAGGAUUGAGAUGCUGCCUGUUUUUGAGUUUAAUCUCAACGUUAUUGUAAAGGUUCUGUCCAAACUUGUACUCUGCUGUUUCUAUGUAUUCUUUUAACCAUACCUAAUAAUUGGUAUUCACAAUAAAACCAGGCCAAGUGUACAGAGUAA
Poecilia reticulata (guppy) is the source of this 4813-nucleotide messenger RNA. Lineage: Eukaryota; Metazoa; Chordata; Actinopteri; Cyprinodontiformes; Poeciliidae. The record is from RefSeq and is a predicted model, not a curated record.